AUGAUAUUAGUGGAAAGUCCCAGUACAGUGCCUCGGGACCGUCGAUAUUCCAUCCAGGAUGAUCCCUCUGGUGUCUUCACCGUCACCAUGACAAAGCUCAGGGUAAACGACUCGGGAGUCUACUGGUGUGGAAUGUCUAAAAUUCAGUCUUCUGAGAUCUCUAUUCUCACAAUCUUCCAUCUGGUGGUAUCUCAGGCUUCAACACUACCCCCCACCAGGAGCACCAGGACGACGACAAUCCUGACCUCUGUGACCAGCCGUGUCAUUGACAGCCCUCUAGACAAGUGGAAGUUUAUCACCCUGAGUGUGGUGGUGGUGGUGGUCCUGCUCGUACUGAUGCUGAUCCUCACCAUGGCCCUGUACCUCCAGAAAGCCCGAGGAAAAGCCGGGAAAGGAUCCCUUCUGCCCAGCCAGGACUCCAAUCUCCUCUUCCUUAAUUCCAUGGAAGGUGAGUAG
This is a messenger RNA of Otolemur garnettii (small-eared galago), 456 nucleotides long. RefSeq names its product CMRF35-like molecule 1. The record is from RefSeq and is a predicted model, not a curated record. Lineage: Eukaryota; Metazoa; Chordata; Mammalia; Primates; Galagidae. Bases 1 to 456 code for a protein of 151 amino acids. Gene Ontology annotation, molecular function: signaling receptor activity. Gene Ontology annotation, cellular component: cell surface. The transcript has 4 exons.